Messenger RNA from Parnassius mnemosyne (clouded apollo), 1659 nucleotides. The record is from the annotation of a GenBank genome assembly. Lineage: Eukaryota; Metazoa; Arthropoda; Insecta; Lepidoptera; Papilionidae.
AUGCGAGAAUUUGGCAAAUUCGGUCCGUUAAUAGGUAGUUUAGAUGAAGGAACUUCAAACGUCAAAUUUUUGGUAUUUGCGGCAAACACAUCAGAAGUGCUUACUUAUCACCAAGUAGCUUUGAAUAGAUUUAGUCCACAAGAAGGUUGGAUUGAACAAGAUGCUUUAGAAAUUCUUAACGCUGCUUUAGAAUGUAUUGAGGUAGCUGUAGAUAAUUUGAAAAAGCUGGAUAUUGAUCCUGAAGAUGUUGUGGGUAUUGGUAUUACAAAUCAAAGAGAAACUACAAUAGUAUGGAACUCUUUAACUGGAGAACCUCUUUACAGUGCUAUAGUAUGGUCAGAUGUAAGAACAUCAAAGAUCGUGGAUGACCUAAUUAAGACAAAAGGAGCACAAUGUGUGAAUGCUGUUGCUCAAACUAGUGGGCUUCCAUUGUCAACAUAUUUUACAUCAGUUAAAUUAAGAUGGCUACUUCAAAAUAUCACAAUAAUUAAACAUGCAGUUGCAGCUGGCGAAUGUCUCGCUGGAACAAUAGAUUCCUGGCUUAUAUGGAACCUAACUGGAGGAAUCAAUGGUGGAGUACAUGCAACUGAUGUUACAAAUGCAUCUCGCACACAACUCAUGUCAUUAAGAAGUUUGCAGUGGGACAAGGGAUUACUGAGAUUUUUUGAUAUUCCAAUACAAAUCCUACCAAAAAUAAAAAGUUCAUCUGAAAUAUACGGAUAUAUUUCUACAGGAUCACUCCUUGGCACUCCAAUUGCUGGGUGUUUGGGUGACCAACAAGCAGCGUUAAUUGGUCAAAAUUGUAUGAGAUUUGGAGAGGCCAAAUGUACUUUUGGUACGGGAUGUUUUUUAUUAUAUAAUACAGAUGAAUCAAUAGUGCAUUCACAAAAUGGACUACUUACAACAGUUGCUUACAAAUUAGGACCUGAUGCCCCACCUAUAUAUGCAUUAGAAGGAUCAGUCGCUGUAGCAGGUGAUACAUUAAAAUGGUUAAAAGAUGAAUUAGAAAUAAUGGAUGAUUUAUCAGAAUCUGAGACAGAAGCAGCACAGGUGACUGAUGAUGAAGAGGGCAGUAUAUGUUUCGUCCCUGCGUUUAACGGUUUAUAUUCUCCAUACUGGAAAAAAGAUGCAAGAGGUAUCAUCUGCGGGUUGAGUGGGAUGACUCGUGGCGCACACGUGGUGCGUGCGGCGCUCGAAGCGGUGUGCCAGCAGACGCGCGCGGUGUGCGCCGCGAUGGCUGCAGACUGCGCGCCAUUGCGCCGUUUACUUGCCGAUGGUGGUGUCGCGCAAAACUCGCUGCUAAUGCAAAUGCAAGCAGACGUUGCCGGUAUACCUGUCAUACGCCCUUUAAUGAUGGAGAGCACAGCGUUAGGUGCGGCCAUAGCGGCGGGUCGGGCGCUCGGAGUGUGGCCGUCAACAACGUCUUGCCCCCCUGUAGACACUUUUUUACCAGCCAUAUCUAAUGAAGAACGCGAAAUUCGUCGUGUUCGGUGGGAAGCAGCGCUAAACAGAUGCAUGGGGUGGGUCACUGAUGAUUCUGAUCGACAUAAAGUAGAACCCGAUGAUGUUGAUCACACAGCAGCAGUUCUACCACCUGGCCUCUUCUUCCUUGGAACUGCUUUAUUAGUUGUUAUAGCAGACAAGUUGAAAAUCGUGUAG